UCCACUUUGCUGUUUUUCCUUUUUCCAUCUCUGCGUGACUGUGUGUGUGUGUGUCUCCCAGUCUCUCUUCCCCCCACGGUACAACUCGGCCCCCCACCUCAACACACACACACAUACACAGAAGCUGGGCUUGCUAGUAUGGAAUUGAAGACUUGCAAUACCAAAAUGCAUGUGUUACCUUGGGAUGCACUAGGAUCAGAAUGCUCGAAAAGCCUGCAGGCUGCUUAGUCCUCCAAGACUGGGUUUUUUAAACCAGACAGGAAAAGAACAAGUUAUUCACUUUUUUGUUCUUUCUUUUUCUUUUUUUUUUUUUCUUUCUUUCUCUUUUUUGUGCUUUGGAUACUACUGAACAAGGAGUCUCAGGGAUUCGCACGCUCGGACUUCAUUGAAUCAGGCUGCAUCUGACAAACAAUCUUGUCUGCAUUUUGGUUUGCUAGAGAUCAACCGGGAUUUUUUCUGAUUCUAUCUUCUUUUGAAAAAAGGAUGCAUGGCACAGAGAGAAGGUCUAAGUGCCUGUUUGAGACUAUUUUACUGAACCUAGGAUAAAUGUUACUUCUCAAAGGUACUGUUGCGUGAUUUACAAUGGAAAAAUUGUUCUGCAGCAUCCUGGUGUUUGGAAUGGCUGUCACAGUCAAUGCUUGUCCCAAAUAUUGUGUCUGCCAGAACCUGUCUGAGUCACUGGGGACUUUGUGUCCCUCCAAGGGUCUCCUUUUUGUGCCACUGGACAUAGAUCGAAGGACUGUUGAACUCCGUCUUGGGGGUAACUUUAUUAUUAAUAUCAGCCGACAAGAUUUUGCCAAUAUGUCUGGACUUGUUGACCUUACUUUGUCCAGAAACACCAUCAGUUACAUACAGCCCUACUCUUUCACCGACUUGGAGAGCCUUCGGUCUUUACAUCUGGACAGCAACAGACUGCCUGACAUUGGAGAGGAUAUUUUGAGAGGUUUAAUUAACCUUCAGCAUUUGAUUUUAAACAACAACCAGCUAAGCAGCAUUUCUGAUGAAGCCUUUGAGGAUUUUUUGCUGACAUUGGAAGACUUAGACCUUUCCUACAAUAACCUCCGAAGCAUUCCAUGGGAAUCUAUAAGAAAGAUGAUAAACUUGCACCAGCUCAGUUUAGAUCACAACCUGAUAGAUUAUAUAACAGAGGGGACAUUUGCAGAUCUUCAGAAACUGGCCCGGUUGGAUCUAACAUCCAACAGACUGCAGAAGCUCCCCCCUGACCCUAUAUUUGCCAGAUCUCAAGUAAUUCCAUUAGCCGUUACCCCGUUUUCUCCACCUUUGUCUCUCAGCUUUGGGGGCAAUCCACUGCAUUGCAACUGUGAGCUACUGUGGUUAAGGCGACUUGACAGAGAUGAUGAUAUGGAAACUUGUGCUUCUCCUCCAGGUCUAAAGGGAAGGUACUUCUGGUACGUACGGGAAGAAGAAUUUGUUUGUGAGCCUCCCCUUAUCACACAACAUACUCACAAGCUUCUGGUUUUAGAAGGGCAAACUGCUACGCUGAAAUGCAAAGCCAUUGGGGAUCCCACUCCCAUCAUUCACUGGGUAGCCCCUGAUGACCGUCUGAUCGGAAACUCUUCGAGGACAGCUGUCUAUGACAAUGGUACCUUAGAUAUACUCAUCACCACCUCCAAGGAUUAUGGAACUUUCACAUGCAUAGCAGCCAAUGCUGCUGGAGAGUCCACUGCAACAAUUGAACUCUCAAUUGUUCAGCUUCCCCAUCUCAGCAAUGGCACAGGUCGAUCAGCUCCCCCGAAAUCCAGGCUCUCUGACAUCACCAGCUCCACCAAGUCAAAUCGUGGGGAAACAAAAGGCCCACCAGAAAGGGCUGUCCUGGUGUCAGAUGUGACCACUACCUCAGCUUUGGUCAAGUGGACAGUGAGCAAGUCGGCCCCUCGGGUAAAAAUGUAUCAGCUGCAGUAUAACUGCUCAGAUGAUGAAGUCCUGAUCUACAGGAUGAUACCAGCUACAAACAAGGCCUUUGUUGUAACCAACCUUGUUUCUGGAACAGGCUAUGACCUCUGUGUCCUGGCAAUGUGGGAUGACACAGCCACAACCCUUACUGCCACCAAUAUUGUGGGAUGCGCCCAAUUCUUCACCAAAGAAGACUACCCUCAGUGCCAGUCAAUGCACAGUCAGUUCCUGGGUGGGACCAUGAUUCUGAUCAUUGGAGGCAUCAUUGUGGCAACUCUGUUGGUGUUCAUUGUAAUACUCAUGGUCCGUUAUAAGGUCUGCAACAAUUCUCAAGGGAAGAUGUCUAAUGUCAGCAAUGUCUACUCACAGACAAAUGGAGCACAACCAGUUCAGAAUGGAGUCUUGCCCCAAGUCAAUCCCAAAGUGGUGGUGAGGAAUGAACUUAUGGAGUUUAACUGUCAGUCCGCACGGAGCAGCAUCUCCUCUUCCUCCAGCUCUGCAAAUAGUCGUGACUGCGACAACUAUAGCCUCCAAAGUGAACAGGGCACAUUGUCCAGUAAAUGGAGGCCUCCUGCCAGGUCAAAACACAAUAUUGACCGGCUAAUGGGAGCUUUUGCCUCCCUGGAACUGAAAUGUCAGAAAAAGGAGGAAAUGACAGACUCCAGAACUUCCACGGUGGCCCGCCACUCGGACAAAGAGCCACUGCUGGGCCAGACGGAGUCAAAAUUACGCAGCUUCCUCAUGUUGCCUCUAGAGGGCAAAACCAAACGUAGCCAUUCUUUUGACAUGGGGGACUUUGCUACAUCUCAGUGUUGCACCUACCCAAAAAAGAUAACAAACAUUUGGACAAAGAGGAGCCUCUCAGUCAACGGCAUGCUUUUGCAGUAUGAUGACAAUGACCUAACAGGCGCAAAAGGGACUUUCGGGAGCUCAGAGUGGGUAAUGGAAAGCACAGUGUAAAUAUCAAUGUCUCCCCCCUCCUCUUCUCCCUUCAUAUGUUAUAAAGCAUGGUUUGCUUCAGGGCCAUGCAAUUUGAAAGAGAGGAGAGGAAAUGUUUUCAAUUGUACUGGCCAAAAAGAUAGACAAACAAGUAAGUAACAGGGAUACUAAAAGAGCAAGAAGGUCAUGAAAUGUGAAUAGGCACGUAUGGCACCAUUCCUGUCUGGCCCCAACUAAACCAUGCGUGAAUGUUUCAAGGAAUUUGCUAGUUGUAUUUAGCAUUACUUUCCAAAAGUUACUUAGACUGUUGGUGAACCAUCACACAAGAUUAAACAAGGAGGAUGAAAAGGGGUUUAACAGGAGAAAUUUAAUUUUACAGGGUUUCUUUUCUUUUUUCUUUUUUUUUUUUUAAAGGGGCACCUCUUUCUUUUCUUUCAAACACAGAAAUACACUUCUGUGGAUAUGACUGGUGCUAGGAUAUAUCUGGUUGUUAUUGCAAAUGAUUUUCUCAAAAGUGCAGGCAUGGCACCCACGGGGACAGAUAAGAGCAAAUUGUUCAGCAUAAUCUCAUGGUGUUAACUGUGACAUCUGGGCAAACAAUAUUUGUUGUUGAGUCGGCUUUUGGUUGGGAUUUAUUUACUUCUGUUCUGUUUUGAUUUUUUAUGGUUUGAGUUGCUUUUUUCCCACAACAGAAAGUAUGUUUCCAUGCAUUUUUUGGUUUUGUUUUUAGUCUCAUCAAAUCCCCCAGAUUAAAAGGAGGUAUGUACAAAGGUCAAAUUUCUGAUGUACUGUAUAAUCCACCCCCAAUACCAUCCCUUUCUGUCCUAGAAAAAA
Molecule: messenger RNA, 3687 nt
Organism: Chiroxiphia lanceolata (lance-tailed manakin)
Lineage: Eukaryota; Metazoa; Chordata; Aves; Passeriformes; Pipridae
Gene: LRFN2
Product: leucine rich repeat and fibronectin type III domain containing 2
Exons: 3
Coding region: 583-2874 (763 amino acids)
Cellular component (GO): cell surface; postsynaptic density membrane
Molecular function (GO): protein binding
Source: RefSeq, a predicted model, not a curated record